Messenger RNA from Betta splendens (Siamese fighting fish), 919 nucleotides. RefSeq names its product transmembrane protein 256 (gene tmem256). The transcript has 4 exons. The record is from RefSeq and is a predicted model, not a curated record. Bases 72 to 413 code for a protein of 113 amino acids. NCBI's taxonomy places the organism in Eukaryota, Metazoa, Chordata, Actinopteri, Anabantiformes, Osphronemidae.
GGGGACGUCCUAGAAGCCCGUGAACGCAGCACGGCUGACUCUUCCGCCCGCCGUUGCCAGGAGCAGCGACCAUGAGCGCUUCAGUCGUCCGGAGGUUAGCGGCCCUGUCCGGGGCGUCGGCGGUGGGACUGGGGGCGUACGGGGCUCACGGAUUUAAAACCAAUGAUCCCGAUGACUACCAGAUUGUGCUAUUUGAAACUGCCAACAAGUACCAUUUCUACCACAGCCUGGCCCUGCUGGGUGCCGCACACUGUGGCAGACCGGCCUUGGCCGGUUCCCUUCUCAUAGCAGGCAUGGGGAUGUUCUGCGGCGCGUUUUACCACCAGGCCCUGACCAAGGACCCUGCCCUUCGCAAAGCGGCUCCCGUGGGUGGCGUCGCCCUGAUCGCCGGCUGGCUGGCCAUGGUUCUCUGAGUCACAACAUCUGCUCCACAGGGCCCAUACACUUGACACUGAACCGUCAUGCUGCUAAUGGAUGAACUGGAGAGCUCGUGAGAGUUGGCCCGGAGGCUCAGAGUGUCGAGAUGUGAUGUCCCCCAUCUAACCGCUCCCUGGCCCAGAGCGAGGGUGUCAGCAGGAGAUAAGGUCACCGCAGGAUAACGGCCGUUCCACUGCUGCUCGUCACUGUUUUCUUUACCUUAAGCGGAACCAAAUCAACAUAGUGUGACAUGCGUUUUGUCAAAUGCACUGAUAAUACAUUUUUCAGAUACAUGCUCAUUUUACAAUAAAUAGAAAAAAAAAAACUAAUAAUCAUUUUCCGAUUUGACCUAAACGUUGUGACCAGUAGUCUGAUUUCACUUGUUGCAUUGAUGUAUCUGUAUGUCUGUACAACAUAGAUAUCAAAAUGCAAUCAAUAUGAAAGGGUCGGUGAAGGUUUAAGGCGAAACACUUUGAAUAAACGAUACUACUUCAACAUACAA